GCCGCAGACGCGAGCGGCGGGGGGGCGGGGGCGCAGAGGCGCCGGCAGCCGUGACGAGGCGCUCCCGGAGCUGAGCGCUUCUGCUCCGGGCACGCAUGGCGCCCGCACACGGAGUCUGACCUGAUGUAGACGCAAGGGGGUUAAUAUGAACGUCCCUCUCGGUGGAAUCUGGCUCUGGCUCCCUCUGCUCUUGACCUGGCUCACCCCUGAGGUCAGCUCUUCAUGGUGGUACAUGAGAGCGACAGGUGGUUCCUCCAGGGUGAUGUGUGACAAUGUGCCAGGUCUGGUGAGCCGCCAGCGUCAGCUGUGCCACCGACACCCAGACGUGAUGCGCGCCAUUGGCCUGGGCGUGGCUGAGUGGACAGCAGAGUGCCAGCAUCAGUUCCGCCAGCAUCGCUGGAACUGCAACACCCUGGACAGAGACCACAGCCUCUUUGGCCGGGUCCUCCUCCGAAGUAGCCGGGAAUCGGCCUUUGUUUACGCCAUCUCCUCAGCUGGCGUUGUAUUUGCCAUCACCAGGGCCUGUAGCCAAGGAGAAUUAAAGUCCUGUUCCUGCGAUCCGAAGAAGAAAGGGAGUGGCAAGGACAGCAAAGGCACCUUCGACUGGGGCGGCUGUAGUGACAACAUUGACUACGGGAUCAAAUUCGCCCGUGCAUUUGUAGAUGCCAAGGAAAGGAAAGGCAAGGAUGCUAGAGCCCUGAUGAAUCUUCACAACAACAGAGCUGGAAGGAAGGCUGUAAAGCGCUUCCUGAAACAAGAAUGCAAGUGUCAUGGUGUGAGCGGUUCCUGUACUCUGAGGACAUGCUGGCUGGCCAUGGCUGACUUCAGGAAAACAGGCGACUAUCUCUGGAGGAAGUACAACGGGGCCAUCCAGGUGGUCAUGAACCAGGAUGGCACUGGCUUCACUGUAGCCAAUAAGAAGUUUAAGAAGCCAACGAAAAAUGACCUUGUGUAUUUUGAGAAUUCUCCAGACUACUGUAUCAGGGACCGAGAGGCAGGCUCACUGGGUACAGCAGGCCGUGUGUGCAACUUGACUUCCCGAGGCAUGGACAGCUGCGAAGUUAUGUGUUGUGGGAGAGGCUAUGACACAUCCCAUGUCACCCGGAUGACCAAGUGUGAGUGUAAAUUCCACUGGUGCUGUGCCGUGCGCUGUCAGGACUGCCUGGAAGCCCUGGACGUGCACACAUGCAAGGCCCCCAAGAGUGCCGACUGGACAACUCCUACAUGACCUCAGCAGAGGUCAUAUUCUCCCUUCCGUCCCUCAAGGACUCCAAUUACAUCUGCAAGGACGCUGGACCUCUGGGUGGUUUUCAGGGGGCUGUUUCUUGAGGCAUGUAGCCUGCAUCUCAACAGAAGCCCCUUUUCCUUCUCUGGGGGCCCCAGGACUGGGGAACACAUACUGCACAUAAGUAUCCCCUACUCUGUCUAUCUUGGGCAUUCUGAGGUAACCUCUUUUCCUGCUGAUUUCUUUUUGGAAAUGGCAUGACAGGCUGUUAGAGGAGGAGGGCCAUGGCCCUCACCACUGUCACCUAGACAUUUCCUCUUUCCUCUUUGACUAAGGAGAGAAACAAUAUCAUGUAACAAAGGAGCUUUCUCCGCGACUUCCCAGCAAUUCUAACAGUUCAGAGAGUUCAUGCUUCCCUCUGGGGGUCAGGGUAGGUAUGGGAAGUAGCAUCAACUGACACCAAAAUUUCCUCAUACUUUUUUUAAAAAGACGAAGCAAGGGCUUUAACUAAGUGGUCGCUGUUGCUACCAUCCUUGGUGAUUGCCUAGAGAAGGAUGGCCUCUAAACAUCAGGUUAAAACAU
This is a messenger RNA of Rattus rattus (black rat), 1807 nucleotides long. It is a transcript of the gene Wnt2, whose product is annotated as Wnt family member 2. The transcript is spliced from 5 exons. Gene Ontology annotation, cellular component: extracellular region. The coding region runs from base 146 to 1228 and encodes 360 amino acids. Gene Ontology annotation, biological process: neuron differentiation; multicellular organism development; cell fate commitment. Gene Ontology annotation, molecular function: cytokine activity; frizzled binding. NCBI's taxonomy places the organism in Eukaryota, Metazoa, Chordata, Mammalia, Rodentia, Muridae. The record is from RefSeq and is a predicted model, not a curated record.